AUGGGUCAUUGCGCGAGCAGGGAAGAGAAAGAAGCUCGGAAACGCAACAAAAAGAUCGAGGACCAAAUGAAGAAAGACCAGUCGCUGUCGAUGCGCACCAUCAAGCUUCUUCUGCUUGGAGCCGGCGAAUCGGGCAAAAGCACCAUACUGAAACAGAUGAACAGUUUGCUGAGCUGCUUCCACCAGAUUCGUUGGUCAUUCAUAGGCGGAUCAGAUACUUCAAAAGACACGAAAGCGGAACCAUUCGUCAUCAAAAAUUGUGAGACUUUAUAA
This is a messenger RNA of Soboliphyme baturini, 273 nucleotides long. NCBI's taxonomy places the organism in Eukaryota, Metazoa, Nematoda, Enoplea, Dioctophymatida, Soboliphymatidae. The record is from the annotation of a GenBank genome assembly.